This is a messenger RNA of Sciurus carolinensis (gray squirrel), 3549 nucleotides long. It is a transcript of the gene Kctd2, whose product is annotated as potassium channel tetramerization domain containing 2. Gene Ontology annotation, biological process: protein homooligomerization; proteasome-mediated ubiquitin-dependent protein catabolic process. Gene Ontology annotation, cellular component: Cul3-RING ubiquitin ligase complex; cytoplasm. Bases 140 to 931 code for a protein of 263 amino acids. The record is from RefSeq and is a predicted model, not a curated record. Lineage: Eukaryota; Metazoa; Chordata; Mammalia; Rodentia; Sciuridae. Gene Ontology annotation, molecular function: cullin family protein binding. The transcript is spliced from 6 exons.
CGCCGGGGUCCCCGCUAGUUAGGGGCGCUCCCGUCCUCUCCCCCUGCCCCACCCCCGCCGAUGGGCCGGCCCGGCUCUCCCUGCCGAGAAAUGGGCCGGCCCGGCGGCGCGCGGGCAGCGGCGGCGGCGGCUGUCCAAGAUGGCGGAGCUGCAGCUGGACCCGGCGAUGGCAGGGCUGGGAGGGGGUGGCGGGAGCGGGGCGGGCGACGGCGGCGGCCCGGGCCGUGGGCCCCCCAGCCCUCGCCCGGCUGGCCCCACGCCCCGCGGGCACGCCCGCCUGCCCGCCGCCGUCGCGCAGCCGCUGGACCCGGGUCCUGGACCUCCCGAGCGGGCGGGGGGCGGCGGCGCGGCCCGCUGGGUCCGGCUGAACGUGGGCGGCACCUACUUCGUGACCACCAGACAGACUCUAGGCCGGGAGCCCAAGUCUUUCCUCUGCCGCCUCUGCUGCCAGGAGGACCCGGAGCUGGACUCGGACAAGGAUGAAACAGGAGCCUAUCUGAUUGACAGAGACCCCACUUACUUUGGUCCUAUCCUAAACUACCUCCGCCAUGGGAAACUCAUCAUUACUAAGGAACUGGCAGAAGAAGGUGUGCUGGAGGAAGCAGAGUUUUACAACAUCGCUUCUCUUGUGCGGCUGGUUAAGGAAAGGAUACGAGACAAUGAGAACAGAACUUCACAAGGCCCUGUGAAGCACGUGUACAGAGUCCUACAGUGCCAAGAGGAAGAGCUCACACAGAUGGUCUCCACCAUGUCUGACGGCUGGAAAUUUGAACAGCUAAUCAGCAUCGGAUCCUCCUAUAACUAUGGAAAUGAGGACCAGGCAGAAUUCCUCUGUGUCGUCUCCAGAGAACUAAAUAAUUCUACCAAUGGCAUCGUCAUAGAGCCGAGCGAAAAGGCAAAGAUUCUUCAGGAGAGAGGAUCUCGGAUGUAAGCUGAGAUUCCGAAAUUUCAGAAUUCUGAAGAGCAAGAGGGCAAUUCAGCGGAGCAGCUCCACGCAGUUAAGUCUUACACCUGUAUAGUAACCGAGCUACUGCAAAGCAAAGCUGAGCCUGCCCCGGGGAAGACGUGUCCUGGUUUAAACCAAAGGAACCCCACCCACCUUUGGGACUCCAGACAGAUGCACCUCUGGCUGCAGAUCCCCUUUUCAGAACCUGCUUUUGUUGUCAUAGCCAGUGUUGUGACAGAUCUUUACAAUAGCAGCCAUGUUUGGGUCCCCAGUUGGAUCCUUUUGGGGACCUGGGGGAAGAAGGAAGAAGGCCUAGCUCCUUGGAAACAGCCUAGACAUCAAGGAAGCUGGAGCAGACAAAGGAGGACUGUCCCAAGCUGUGCCCUGGUCUCACCUGCGUGUGCCACACUUUCCCCCCACUAGGCACCCUCAAGAUGUGUAGCAGAUGCAGAGGGUUCUAGCUUCAGUGUGUCAAAUUGAGGUUUUGACAGAGGAUGGAGUCGCCAGAGGACCCACAUUCCUGUGACCAGAGCCUCUCAGGCAGGGGAGGCUGGGGUGUCCUCUGCCCUGGGAGGGUGGCAGUUCCUGCUUUCCCACAAGUGGCUUUGUCUGGUUUGUCUCCAGAAACUGGGCUCAACAUGACCUGCCCUCCUCAGGAGGAGGUUUGAGGCAGGUGGCAUCCUGCACCAUGUCAGACAAAGGAGUGCCAGUGGUUGUUAUGGCUGCUUCUGCAGCCUCUUCUUAGACCCAUUGACCCCGUCUUCCUUCCCCAGCUUUUUAAACUGGAUCAAAGAUAAAGGACUUUGAUGACCCUUUGAUGGCUUGGGGUGGGGAAGACUAUCUGUUUUGAAGUUGCCAAAUGUGUCAUGUCGCAUCUUAGAGUGUUGUUUCUGUGACUGUGUCUUGAAAAUGCCCUGACCAAACGUGCCAUGUUCGUGUCUCUCCUUGGUGUCUGACCUUGGCAAACCUGUCCACAGUGCUGCAGUGACUCCAUACCACCCCAGCAGUGUGUGUGCUUUGGUGGGCAGUCUGCAGACUUCCUGCAUCUCUGCCCCGAUCACGGCUUCUUCCUGGGGACCGCCAUGUUGGUGAGAAUGGAGUGUUGUCUGACCAGCAUGCCACAGCGGCCUCCUUUGGACUGUGACUGCAGAACUUGUAGUUGUACUUCCUCUCGGAGCUUCUGAGUCUCCAUGAGCAGUCAUGGAAGGCAGAGGGGCUGGAGAAACCCUUAUUUUCCCUAGACAGCUUUCAGAGGCACGUGGUUAAAGGGGAGGGUGCGCCAUCGAGGUUCUUUCUCUCUGCUCCACAGUUCAGCUCUUUGCCAGGGGCUCAAGGUCAGUGAUUUCUGGAGAGACUAGACUCUCCAGUGCCUGUUGAUCGUGUGCCCUGGCCAUGCCCAGAUGGUUUAGCUUUUCUUUAGGAGUCUCACUGUUUGCUUCUCCGUAGACUAGUGUAGAAAUGUGUGUACCGGGCUCCCACUGCACCUGCCUCAGCACCAGUGUAAAUGUACCUGUGGGUGCCUCCGACGUCUGUCUGUGCCUGGUGUGCUCAUGGCUGUAACAUGUUAGCCGAACUUCUUCCUGCAGGAGGAGUAGACGCCCCUUCUUCCAGAGGGCCACAGGCAUCCACCCUAUCACAUCUUUCAGGAAAACAAAAAAGGGUUUGGGUGUAGUCAAAGACAAGUAGAGAUGUUCUGCUCAGCGUAGGACAGAGGACCCCAGAAGAGAAGCCUUUGGCCAAACUGGAUUAAGUGCUGUCAGACUGGCUGGGAGAAGCAGGUUGGCAGCUGUGCGCUCAUACUGGUAGAGGCCCAGUGCCUCCGGCCCCACCCCAGUUUUGUCAGUGGGGAGGCUGGAGGGCAGGUGUGGAGCAGGCACCCCGUGAAUGCUCUGAUACCUUCAUUUAAGCUUGCACCGUUCCACAGCUGGUCCAGGCCCGGCGCUCUGGGUGCAGACAGGUGGUACUUCUGCCCUCUUGGGGGCUGGUGUGAAAGCUCUCCUCGCUGCAGCCCCUUCAGUUUAACUGUUCCAGGAGUCUGAAGAUGGCCCGUUUCUUGUGGUUUCUGGGAAGUAUUUUCCCGAAUCCUUUAUGAGCCCUGCUGGUUUUCUUGCUUGUCAGCCUUCUCCCUGGGAGUCUUGCUGACCCCUGCAGAGGGCAGCCUGCCUGUAGAUUUGGUGGUGUCACAUGACCAGCGACCCACACUUUGCUGUGCCCAGGACUGCCAAGUGGGGAGCAUCUUUCUACCUUCAUCUCUGCCCCAGGCCUAGGCCGGGAUGCUGCUGGCUGGGCCCAGGAGUGCCUCCCUCCCUGAGUGCUGAAGUGGCCCUGCCUUCGUCUUCCCCUUGGUGGUGGGUGAGGCACCCAGCUCCUGGAAAGUGACUUCAUUUCUGUGUAGUCACACAGUUGGGUGUCAGCAAGGUGUGGGGGAGGUGGUGGAGAUGCUGAGGGAAUAGGGCCCAAAGGACACCCACACCCUCCAGCAUGGCCUUUGGUCUGGACCUUUCAGACCAUGCCUGUCACUUGUGGGUGCCCUUUGUUACUGCUCACGCGUCUGAACAAAGUUUGAAAUGCUGUGACUUUUUUUUUUUGUCAAUAAAGAUGUG